Molecule: messenger RNA, 2085 nt
Organism: Ipomoea triloba (trilobed morning glory)
Lineage: Eukaryota; Viridiplantae; Streptophyta; Magnoliopsida; Solanales; Convolvulaceae
Product: probable WRKY transcription factor 2
Exons: 3
Coding region: 44-1777 (577 amino acids)
Biological process (GO): regulation of DNA-templated transcription
Molecular function (GO): sequence-specific DNA binding; DNA-binding transcription factor activity
Source: RefSeq, a predicted model, not a curated record
CGGGUUAUUAUAAACAUUUACAUUUACCCAAAAAAAAGGAACCAUGCAAUUUCCGGCGGCGAUGGAGGAUGAAAAUUUUGUGUUUAACUUAGUGAUAGACGAUGAUAAUAGUCCAGAUGAGAUGAAGUCCAGCAUAGGUGAAUCAUUUCCUUCAACCUCCGCAAAUGAAACGCAUUCUUCUUCGCCAAUGCAGAUCACUCCCUCCAUUCCUUUCGAUUUCCCGAUGGAAUCGUUGGAUUGCGGAGUGGACAUGAACCCUAAUUCCAAUUCCAAUCCCAAUCUUAUGUUACAGUCGCCGGUUAAUGGAGAAUGCAUCAAUAAUAAUGUUAAUGGAGAAACCUGCAGCCCUUUUAAUAAUCCGGAACCGGAGUUGGAUCACCGGAGAAGCGCCGCCGCCGCGGCUCCGGCAGCUAAAUCCCUAGCUAAUAAUAAUAAUUCUGCCGGCAGUUCGUCCGACGACGGAUACACGUGGCGGAAAUACGGGCAAAAGCACGUGAAAGGGAGCGAGUAUCCGAGAAGCUAUUACAAAUGUACGCAUCCGAAAUGCACGAUGAAGAAAAAGGUGGAGCGAUCGCCGGACGGGCAGAUCACGGAGAUCGUGUAUAAGGGCGCGCAUAAUCACCCGAAAGCUCCGGCGACCAGUCUCCGGCGAUCGCCGCCGUCGUUAGGAGCGGAAAGCUCUUCGUCGGAGAUGAUGAGCCAAGGGAGCGGAUCUUGUUUCAGAUCUCAGGCUCCGAUUUGGGCAAACAUUCACCACUAUGGCAGCAUACCGGAAAGAUCUGCGUUGGCUUCGAGCAGUGAUCUGACGGCUGAGAUUUGCGAUCCGCUGUCGUCGUUGACGACGAGAUCUGCGGCGGCGAUGAGUGGAUUUGAAUCGGCAACAACCCCUGAACCUUCAUCUACACUUGCUAGUCAAGAUUGUGAUGAUAAUGAAGAUGCAGUUAAUCAGGGGAUCUCCCCUUCCCAGUUUGGUGAAGAUGGAGAAUCCGAGCCCAAACGAAGGAGAAAAGAUGGGUGGUCAAUUGAGGCAAAUUUGUCAACAAGAUCAAUCCGGGAACCCAGAGUAGUGCUCCAGAUUGAGAGUGAAAUUGAUAUUCUUGACGAUGGAUAUCGCUGGAGAAAAUAUGGCCAAAAAGUUGUCAAAGGAAAUCCAAACCCAAGGAGCUAUUACAAGUGCACAAGUCCCGGAUGCCCGGUGAGGAAGCACGUGGAGAGAGCUUCCGACGAUUUGAAAUCCGUAAUCACUACUUACGAGGGGAAGCACAACCACGAGGUGCCACCAAACAAGGCGGCCGUUGUAAACUACAACAGCUACAGCUCCGCCUCGGGCACCACGGCCAGCUCAGCCAUGCCGAGAGCUCCGGCUCUCGGCGGCGUGGGCGUGCAAGAUCACCACCCUUCGUUCCCAUUUGAACGGAAACCCAUGAUUGCAGGCGCCGCCGGAGGGGACGAGCUACUAAGGCCGGAAAUGCUCGACUGCUAUGCCGGCGGCGACUUCAGGUUCGUGCCAUCCUCCAUUUACCCGCUCAAAUUCCCUCCUCCGCCGUUGCAGGGCCGGAGCAGCCCGCUGACAGCGGCCGCCGCCACCUUCAACUACAGCCGGCCUCCGGGCAUGGUGCUGCCGGAAUUCCCCAUGCCAUUACUCCCAAUGAGCCUGCCUCCAUUCCAUGAACUCACUAAUUUACCUCCUCUUGCUGAUUUUCUGCACUUCAAUGACCCUAGCACAAAAGAAGAGCACAAGGAGAAUGAUCCCCACACAUCAUUACUAUAUGAAUGAAUGAAUGAAAAUAUGCAGUUCAUCAUCUUCCAUCUUCAUCCAAUUUUUUGCCUGAAUCUUCAAAGAAAGCUCACUUUUGUCUAGACUAGACAUUAGAGUAGGAAAGAAAGAAAGAAAGAAAGAAGGUAUCCAUGUAUGAGAUCAGAGCAUCUUGUCUUCUGGUCACAACAAGAUUUUUCAGACAAGAUGAACGUGUGUGAAUGGGCAUAUAACCAUAGACAGAUUCUGAAACAACAAUGAAAUGUAGUACAUGUUUUGGAACAGGACAGCAUCAAAAUUGCCUUAAUUAUUCAAGAAAUGUUUCACCA